This is a messenger RNA of Fraxinus pennsylvanica, 1281 nucleotides long. NCBI's taxonomy places the organism in Eukaryota, Viridiplantae, Streptophyta, Magnoliopsida, Lamiales, Oleaceae. The record is from the annotation of a GenBank genome assembly.
AUGGCCCCGGAGGAGGGAUCAUCCACGGAGUUUCGAUCCCCAAGGCUUAGGUUUAGGGUUAGGGCAUCGACUCAAAUGGAAGCGUCCGGCGGAAAUUCGGAUUCUUACAGAGGUGUUUCUUCCAUGACCAGCUCUCAUUCUAGAAGACACGGAAUGAAUUUAACUGCUUCUAGUAUUCUACGAUUUCCGCUGUCUACAUUGUUGGAAUACACUGGUAUUAUUAGGACCAGGUCCAUUCAGUCAGAGCCCGAUGCUUUAUUGAACACUGGGGCCUCCAUUAGUUAUCGAGACCACAUGCGGCUGCGUUUUGAAGACUCUGCAGUGUCCCUGGCAGACAACGUGGGCGGUGGUGGAGGGGAAGUUUCCAUUAGAAUAAUAAGUGCUGGUGAACAUGAACAUGAUAGGGUGGGGAAUGUGUCACCUUCGUCACCGACAGUAUUGGAGAGUCAAUUGGAUUUGAGGGAUGAUCGUGAGGCAGGAGGAGUUUCGUCAUCUGUGAAUGCAAGUGGUGAUCCAGAGGCUGCUGAGGGAGUUGAGGGUAAUAGCAGGGAUUCUUCUUCUUACCAGAGAUACGAUAUACAGCAGGCUGCUCAGUGGAUUGAGCGGGUCCUUCCUUUCACAUUGCUUCAGUUGGUUGUUUUCAUUCGUCAGCACUUGCAAGUGUUAAGCAAGAAGUCGUUUAAAUUUCUUCAGGGUGAGAGGAAAAUAUCUGUUCUCAUUGGCAUUGUUAUUCUCUUGGCGGUUCAUGUGGUUGGGUUUUACUGGUGGUACUGGAGUGAUGAUCUUCUAUAUCCAUUGGUGAUGCUUCCACCAAAGCAUAUACCACCUUUCUGGCAUGCUAUAUUCAUUAUCAUGUUGAACGAUACACUGGUCCGUCAGGCUGCAAUGAUCUUCAAGUGCUUUCUAUUGUUGUAUUACAAGAACAGCAGAGGCCAAAACUACCGUAGGCAGGGUCAAAUGCUGACUUUGGUUGAGUACCUACUGCUGCUUUACCGUGCUUUGCUGCCAGCUCCUGUAUGGUAUCGUUUCUUUCUGAAUAAAGAAUAUGGAAGCCUUUUCUCAUCACUGAUGACGGGGUUAUACUUGACUUUCAAACUCACAUCGAUUGUUGAGAAGACCUUGAAGUUUUGCAUUUCUCUGCUUAACAUCGUACCAAGGGAAUAUAUAAUUCUUUAUGCUUAUGAGACUGAGAAGGAAGAUGAGGAUAUGAUGUAUUACUUACUGCUUGCUGUAGACUUGGAGGCCCUUCAUGUUGUAAUUGUUGAAAAAUCAGAUCAGUGA